AUGCCUACUGGAGCGGUGGCCACAUUGCCUCGCUUCCUGCCCUCCCAAGAACAGGCGCUGUGGUACCAUCCCGUGGUGCGUACCCGGAAGCUGGGCGAGCACCACCAGCUGUGCCUCUCCACGAUCACCUCCGACGGAAUACGGACCAUGGAGGACGUCAUGGCCGCUAUGCAGAAGAACAGGAACACCACCGGAGUCGUCGAGCUGGAGAAGUGA
Molecule: messenger RNA, 216 nt
Organism: Acanthamoeba castellanii str. Neff
Lineage: Eukaryota; Discosea; Longamoebia; Acanthamoebidae
Exons: 2
Coding region: 1-216 (71 amino acids)
Source: RefSeq, a predicted model, not a curated record